ACGUUGACGUUUAUUUAUUUAAUUAAGUUUUGGCACCUGCCAACGAUCAGUCAAAAUCGUAUUUUGUACUUUUUAACUUUUUAGCAAUUGAUCACACGGCAAAGUAGUGAUACGAUGUUGAGGUCUGCGAUUUUAGGCGAAAUUGUCCUGAAAAAUGGUCCGAAGAUUCUUGGUUCGGGACCGCACACUCGCUGGCAACCUCAGCAGCAACAAACCCGAAAUCUGAACGUACACGAGCACAUAAGUUACACAUUAUUGAAGGAAGCAGGCAUCCCAGUUCCUAACUUUGGCGUAGCCAAGUCUAAGGAGGAAGCGAAGAAAAUCGCCCAGGAUUUAAAGAUCAAAGAACUCGUAUUGAAAGCCCAAGUAUUAGCCGGAGGUCGAGGCAAAGGAACCUUCAAAAAUGGACACAAAGGAGGUGUUUGUUUCGCUUAUUCACCGGAAGAAGUGGAGCAAGUUGCUGGAAAAAUGUUGGGGCAAUACCUAGUAACGAAACAAACGGGAGAAAAAGGCAGGAUAUGCAAUGCUGUCAUGGUAGCAGAAAGGAAAUUCCCCAGGAAGGAAUUUUAUUUCGCAGUAAUGAUGGAACGUGCGUUUAACGGUCCCGUAAUAAUAGCCUCGUCUCAAGGAGGUGUCAACAUCGAAGAGGUUGCCGCUGAAAAUCCCAGCGCCAUAAUGUACGAGCCCAUUGACGUUAUGAAAGGUUUGACCAAAGAACAAGCGGAAAGAGUCGCCGUGAAAGUCGGCCUGAAGAACCAAAAAGACAGAACCGCCGAAAUGCUGUUGAAAAUGUACGAUUUGUUCAUCAAAAAGGACGCCCUACUGAUCGAGAUUAAUCCCUACGCUGAAGAUGCCGGAGAAACAUACUUCUCAUUGGACGCUAAAUUCCGAUUCGACGACAACGCUCAAUUCCGCCAGAAAGAGUUGUUCGCAAAGAGAGAUUGGACUCAAGAGGACGAGAAAGAGGUGGCGGCUGCGAAAUUCGACUUGAACUACAUCGCCCUCGACGGCAACAUUGGAUGCAUGGUGAAUGGCGCCGGUCUCGCCAUGGCCACCAUGGACAUUAUCACCCUUCACGGAGGUAGCCCGGCCAAUUUCUUGGACGUGGGCGGCGGCGCCACUGCACAAGCUGUCAAAGAAGCUUUCAAAAUCAUUACAGCUGAUCCAAAAGUACAUGCAAUUUUGGUGAACAUAUUCGGAGGUAUUAUGAGAUGCGACGUGAUAGCGGAAGGAAUCGUAGCUGCUGCCAAAGAACUGAGUUUAAAGAUGCCCAUUAUUUGCAGACUGCAGGGUACUAACGUAGACGAUGCUAAGGUAUUGAUCGCUUCGUCUGGAUUGAAAAUUUUACCUGUGGAUAACUUAGACGAAGCCGCUAGAUUGGCCGUGAAAUUGUCUAAUAUCGUGAGUUUGGCGAGAGAUGCUAAAUUAGAUAUUAACUUUGAAAUGCCACUGUAAAUUGUCGGUUAUGUAUUAGGUCAAAUUUAUCUGUACACUAUUCUAUUCGCACUAGCUUUCGAUGUUUAAAUAUUUAUAAAUAUCUAUCAGUAUGUGUAUGUUAUUAUAAAAAAUUUCCAAUGUGUUGAAGAAAACAAUGAAAAUAUAACAUUUUGAUAUAUCAUUUGAAUCGUUUGAAUAUUAAUUUCAGUAAUUUGUGAUACCAGUACAAAGAUUACUUGAGAUACGAGAUUGUUUUAAUUGUAAAAUCUUGUAUAUAGUUACGUUUUUUUUUAUUGAAAACUACGUCAGCUCGUUAUUAAAAUAAUUUUUAAACAAUUGUAAUAAGUAUUAGUGUUAUUGAACUGUAUUUUAUAGAAUAUUUUACCCCCAGUUACAAUUGAAGCUGUUCAAAAAAACGCGAUGCAAAGUUACGAUUCCUUUUUAUUUAUUAACUUAUUAAAUAUUUAAUAAAUAUAUUGCAUUUUAACUAAAAAAAGUGUUUAAUAAUUGAUAUACUAUACCCAUUUGAAGGUUUAAGUAAAAAUAUAACGAUGUUCAAAAUGCUUACAUAAUAUUUUAUGUAUUAUCUAUGUAGAAUGAAACUACUUAUGCUGAAUAUUUUAGUUAUAUUACAUAUGGCACGAUAAAUAACUAUACUAUUAACACACACUAAUUUGUCAUUUCGGUAUAGGUACAAAACCUACUUUAAGUGAUUAAAAAUAAUGUUAAUAAAUAAGUACGAAAUUUUAAUAUCUCGAAAACAAUAUUACCUUAUUUGAGGUAUACUUAAACGUACAAAAAAUGAAUAUUUGUAACAAGUAAUCACAAAAUGUUUCGAACUCUUGAUAGAAAAGAUAAGUCUGUAGUAAACGCACAAAUUUACUACAGUUACUAAUUAUUAAUUUCUAUUAUUAUUAUUACAUGAUUAUUGAAAUAGUCUUUCCUACAAAUUUAAGUACCUCAUGCAAUUCCUAUACAGAUAAUUGCAUAGUUGUAUGCAAUAUGGGUGCGAUAAAGUCAACUUGCGUUAGUAUCAUACAAAGAAAAAAGAAAGAGUGAUAUUGUGUAAUUACAACUUUCUCACUCUAACAACUGUUAUUUUAAUAAUCUUUGUUCAACUCAUAUAAUUGACCGUAUUGCAAAUACAUGCACUUACCCAUAUUCCUAUCGAUUUUAUAGCAUUACAAAAAAUACUUAUCAGGAAGAACAAUUUCAAUUUCACUCUUAACAAGUGAUUAACAAGAAAAUAAAUAUAAAUGAAUACUUAUCCUUAAAUAGUCAUUUUUGUGCAUUACGAUUCUGUUACUUAAACUAACUUGAUAUUGGUAAGAUAGGUAAAACGAAAAUGUUUAGAUAUGGUAAUAUAAAUAAAUAACAAUAGAAUUUUCAUCAUAAUUCAUCAUCGAAAUGGUGUAUAUUGUGCAAGUGAUCACCAUAAUCGGUCACUUCGCUGCCUACAAAUGUAUCAUGAUGUUCAAGUAUUUCCUCAAAAGUCAAUAUAUCAUCAUGAUUAUCAUCACUGUGAGCGAAUAGAUGAUCAACUUCCUCUUGUGCUAUUUCACUAAAAUUACAAAACCAUUUUAUAUUCCCGAUUUUUUUACCAUUUUUUCUACUUACUCAUUACUUGGUACAACCCAAGAUAGGAUUUCGUUUCCUUCUAAUUUUCCAUCAUGAUUCUUGUCUAAUUGUUGAUCAAAUUUCGUUUUUUCGCUGAUUAAUUCUUCUUUGGCAAUGUCGUUUCCUCUACCUGCCAUAUAUUCUUCGAAACUUAUAGCAUUAUCUCCAUCUUUAUCCUUGUCUUUAAGAGUUUGUUCCAAAAUUACCGGAAGCAUAAUUGGAUGUUCCUCUGGAUGAGAAAACGCAAUCCAUUCGUCAUUAUCCAGAAUUCCAUCAUUAUUCCCGUCUGCAACUUUCCACAU
Molecule: messenger RNA, 3356 nt
Organism: Phyllotreta striolata
Lineage: Eukaryota; Metazoa; Arthropoda; Insecta; Coleoptera; Chrysomelidae
Source: the annotation of a GenBank genome assembly